GUUUCUUAAACUCUACUGAGCUUUCUCCUUCUUCUUUUUCGUCUUCUUCUUCAAGAAAUUAUUAAUCGUAAUCUCACCAUAUCUAUAUAUAUAUAUAUAGUUCAAGAAAUUCCUGUAAUUGAUUCUGGGCAUUUGGUACUUUCUCUACUUUUUUUGUUUGACAAAGCCAGCUUGUUCUCAAGCUUAGUUUUUGUUAGGGUUUAAACAAGAAAGGGGGUGGUGUAAAGAAAAGACAAGAAGAAGAAGAAGAAGAAGAACAAGAAGGAGGAGGAAAGUUCUGAGCAGAUUCAAAGGGGGUGGGGGUGGGGGUGGUGGGUUUCGGUCAAGUGAUGCGCUCAGGAACCUGUACAGUUCAGCAGACCCUCACAGCAGAGGCUGCUUCAAUCUUGAAGCACUCUCUAAACUUGGCUCGGCGGAGAGGCCAUGCUCAGGUCACUCCUCUCCAUGUCGCAGCCACUCUGCUGAGCUUACGAGCCAGUCUUUUAAGACGGGCUUGUCUCAAAUCUCAGCCUCCAAACCAUUCUUCUCAUCAUCCGCUUCAGUGUCGAGCUCUCGAGCUUUGCUUUAAUGUCGCUCUCAAUCGCCUCCCGGCCACUCCAGGUCCACUCCUCCAUGCCCAGCCUUCUCUCUCUAACGCUCUGAUUGCCGCUCUUAAAAGAGCUCAAGCUCACCAGAGACGCGGCUGCAUCGAGCAGCAACAGCAACAGCCGCUUUUAACCAUUAAAGUUGAGCUCGAACAGCUUAUUAUCUCCAUCUUGGAUGAUCCGAGUGUUAGUCGGGUUAUGAGAGAAGCUGGGUUUUCAAGCACUGCUGUUAAAAAUAAUAUUGAGGAUUCUUCUUCAGCUUCUGUUUUUCAGUGUUACACUGCUUCAGCUGGCGUUUUCUCUUCUCCUUCUACUCCUGAAACCAACAGAGAUAAUCACCUUCUUCAUCAUCAUCAUCAUCAUCAUAAUAUUAAUAUAAACCCUAGCAAUACUUUCUGGCAAACCCAUUUCUUAACUUACUCAUCUGACCAAAACCCAUUUCUCUUUUCCUCUCAAAACACAGCCAGGCUACUCCCAGCAACCCACAACUUCACUGCAGAUUCACCUUCUGUCAAAGAAGAUAUCAAGUUGGUUCUCCAAGUCUUGCUGAGGAAGAAAAAGAAAAACACUGUCAUAGUCGCCGACUGCGUCUCCAUAACCGAAGCUAUCAUAGCCGAGCUGGUGGGAAAACUCGAGAGAGGAGACGUCCCUGACGAGCUAAAACAAACCCAUUUCAUCAAGUUCGAGUUCGCGCCAGUGGCUUUGAAGUUCAUGAAGAAAGAAGACGUGGAGAAGAAGAUCACUGAGCUGAAAAGGCAAGUAGAUUCUUUCACGUCUUCUAAUGGCGGGGGUGCUAUUUUAUAUACGGGAGACUUAAAAUGGACAGUGAGUGACGAAACUAGUACUGCUACUACUUCUACAGCUGGUAAUUAUAACAACAAUGGCGGAUCAAGAGGACAUAUCUACAACCCAAUGGAUCAUCUGGUCGUGGAGAUCGGAAGGUUAAUAUCGGAAUACAACUCUGUAAAUUCAAAGGUGUGGUUCAUGGCGACAGCAUCUUAUCAAACGUAUACCAAGUGUCAAAUGAGGCAACCUCCUCUUGAGAUUCAAUGGAAUCUUCAAGCUGUUUCUGUUCCUUCUGGUGGACUGGGAUUAAGCCUACAUGGUUCCAGUGGACAUGAAAUCCUGGAAAGAAAGCCAUUUGGUAAUAACAACGAAAAGGAAGAACUCGCUUGCUGUGCAGACUGCACUUCAAAUUAUCAUAAAGAAGCUCAAGCUUUCAACUCUCCACCUCAAAAUAAUCUACUCCCUCCUUGGCUUCAACAACAUGCCUCCACUCCAAAUCAAAAGGAUGAUUUGGUUGAUUUGAGGAAGAAAUGGAACAUACAUUGCCGCAGCCUGCACCAGAGUAAACAAGCUUCAUCUCCAUUGACUUCCAGUCAACCCAGCUUUGUUGGUAAAACUUACUCUUACGCUUCAUCGUGUCCAUGGUGGUCGACUCAGUCCACAAUUUUCCCUGACUCAGCUUCCAUUUCCUUCGUCGACUCGACUCUGAAACCGAGUUGCACCUCCAACUCAUUGGCGAAAUUCAGGCGACAGAAUUCAUGCACCAUCGAGUUCAACUUCGGCAAUGGCGGAACUCACAAGAACCACCAACCAGCUGGUGAGCCGAGUUUCGAUUCCUUCAAGAACAGUGAAGGUACGGAAGUGAAGAUCACUCUUGCUCUCGGCCAUUCCCAGUUUUCAGACUCGGGAAAACAAGUAUGCGAGAGGACGAGACGACUCACUGAGUUGACUAGGAUGCUGCAAGAGAACGUGCCAUGGCAGUAUGAAACUCUGCCUUCGAUUGCAGAGACCUUGGUCGCGGAUUCAAAAUCCGCCAUGGGAGAGACUUGGAUGCUGAUUAAGGGAAACGACAGGAUAGGUAAAAGAAGGCUGGCUCGUGUUAUUGCGGAAUCCAUUUUCGGUUCUGUUGAACUUUUGUUGCAUAUCAGCAUUAGAAACAGAGACGAUGCUGAAGCGAGACCCUUCUGUAAAAUGCUGACAACCGCCAUGAAACGAUAUGAGAAGCUUGUUGUUUUGGUGGAAGACGCUGAUUUUGCCGAUACACAGUUCGUUAAACUGCUUGCUGAUGGAUUCGAGACAAGGAUUUUCGGAGAUUUGGAUAGAAGAGAUUCAAAAUCUUGCCAAACAGUAUUUAUCUUAACAGUCUCUGAUUCUUCAAACAACUUGGAGGAGAAGAAGAAGGAGAAGAAGAAUCAGAGCUCUGUUAUAAAUAUGAAGUUGACAAUUAAGGAAAGAAGCCCGAAGAGAAAAACAGAGUGGGAAUUCUCAAACAGAGCUAAGAAGAGUCCAAGAAUCGAGGAAAAAAAUGACAUCGUAUUAACAAGGAAGAUCAAGAAAGAUUUUUCAAGGCAAUCGAGCUUCAACAGCACCCUUGAUCUGAACAUGAAAGCCGAUGAGGAAGACGAAGGUGCUGACCAGGAAAAGUUAUUACAAGGAGAGGUCAGCCCCAUAUCAAGCGACAUAACCCGCGAGACCUCGAGCAGUACUCACGAAUAUCCUCGUUCGAUCGCCAUUAACGGGUUCCUCGAUUCGAUCCGGAACCGAUUCGUCUUCGACCGGAAUCAAGCUCGAGACGCAGAGAUGAAGGAGGAUUUCAUGGCCAAGAUCAAGGCGAGUUUCAAAAAAGUGAUCGGCACAGGGAAUUUCAGCGUUGAAGAGAGGGUGAUAGAGGAGGCAAGUGACGGGUCUGGUUAUUUUAUCAACAGCUCGUUUGAGAAAUGGCUGAAAGACGUUUUCCAAACGAGCUUGAAGACGAUCAACAACGGCGGCAAGGAGAUUACAUCAAUGGAAGUUAAGCUUGGUUUCAGAGGAGCUGGUGAGGAGGAAGAUGACGGGUUCAUGGGCACGUGUCUCCCAAAGCAAAUACAAGUAUGCUUCGAGGACUAAAUGGUCAUUUCAGUCCACAGAAUUUCCAAACUAUGAAAAAUGUAUAACUGGUCUCACUUUUUAAUAGGAUGUGUUUUGGAUUUUC
Carica papaya (papaya) is the source of this 3561-nucleotide messenger RNA. Its product is annotated as Clp amino terminal domain-containing protein. The record is from RefSeq and is a predicted model, not a curated record. NCBI's taxonomy places the organism in Eukaryota, Viridiplantae, Streptophyta, Magnoliopsida, Brassicales, Caricaceae.